UUUAAACUCGAAUCGCUCCGUCUCCGAUCUCGCGAUGAACGUAGACGAUGAAGGUUCGGCGGGGCCAUUGGCUCCACCGACGAGAGCUAAGCAUAUCGGGAAGAGAUCUCUAAAGAACAAAAGCGUAACCGUCUCUUUUGAUGAGAAAGAUCUCAGGGAUUUUGUGACUGGGUUUCACAAGAGGAAGAAGAAAAGGAGAAAGGAAGCUCAGAAGCAGCAAGAGGAGUCUUUGAGACAGAAACGUAUCGAGGCUCGUAAGAAGAGGAAGUUGGAUGAGAUGAUGGUUGCUGGUCUUGGUGAGGAAACUGAAGACUUAGAAGCUGAGAAGAAAGAGGCAGAGCCUGAUGCUUUAACUUCUGGGACGACAAUGUAUGAUACAGGGGAGCUGAAAGUAACUGUGACAACAAGCGAGAUAUCUCGCGAAGAGGAUGAGCCUGUUCGCAGGGAAAAGAGACAAACAACAGAAUCCGAUUCUACGGCCAAAGCUUCCACAUCACAGCCGGCGCCUUUGAGGAAAUCAAAGCCCUCUAAGCAGAAAAGGCACAAGUCAAGCACCAAAACUAUGAAGAAAAGGGAUAAGAAGAAACAAGCAAGAGGGAUCAAGAGUACUCGUUAGUUAUAAGAGGGAUUUUUGUGUUUGUUUCUUUUGAUAAUUCAAUGUUUUUUGGAGCUUCUCAUUAUGAAAAUUCGUGUACCUUUUAGUAACGAGAACAUUUGUCAAUCACAUUAUGUUUACGAAGCACUUGAAAGAACUACGAAGAAAAGAGAAGAAGAAACAAGAAAGAGGAGAAGAAAGAGGAGAGCUAUAGAAAUUUCUGUUGUGUCCUUUGAUAGCGAAGCUUUUUGAAACGUUUGGAUCUUUUGCUGCGGUUGAAACAAUUGGUUAAUGUCGAAACAUGUACUCCAUUUAAUAAUCACAUUUUGUUAAUCAAAUUCGUAAUGUU
Molecule: messenger RNA, 944 nt
Organism: Eruca vesicaria subsp. sativa (arugula)
Lineage: Eukaryota; Viridiplantae; Streptophyta; Magnoliopsida; Brassicales; Brassicaceae
Source: the annotation of a GenBank genome assembly